Messenger RNA from Fusarium falciforme, 729 nucleotides. Its product is annotated as DAO domain-containing protein. The transcript is spliced from 2 exons. NCBI's taxonomy places the organism in Eukaryota, Fungi, Ascomycota, Sordariomycetes, Hypocreales, Nectriaceae. The record is from RefSeq and is a predicted model, not a curated record. The coding region runs from base 1 to 729 and encodes 242 amino acids.
AUGCCAGCCACCAAGAAGCACGUUGUGUUCGAUAUUGUCGGUACCAUUGUUACUUACGAUUCCAUCCUCGAUGCUCUCGAGAACAGACUGGGCAAUCGCCUCCGUGCUGAAGGCGUCAAGCCCUCCAUGCUUGGCUAUAUGUGGUUUGAGAUUUCUGAGCGAGAGUACACUUAUCUCAGCAUCACUGGACGGUACCACCGCUUCUACGACGUCUUCUGCAGCCUAUUCUACCGCAUGCUAUGGAUCGGUGGUAUUAAGGAGCCCAGGUCCUUUGCCUCGGAUGAGGAUCUUGCUCACAUUGUGAACCAUUUCAAGAGCCUUCCACUGCGCGAAGGGGCUGCUGAGUGCCUGCAACUCCUACGCGACGCCGGCUUCACCGUUUGGGGUUUUACGGCUGGCGACACGGAGCAGGUCAGGGGCUACUUCUUAAACAAUGGCAUCGACAUGCCCAUCGAGAAUUUCGUCUCGUGUGAUGACGCCGGUGUCGGCAAGCCAGCACUUAACUCGUACCGACCCCUGUUGGAUCGCCUUGGUGAUGCGGAGAAGUGGUUCGCAGCAGCGCACAUGUGGGACGUGUCUUCUGCCAAGCAAGCUGGAUACAGGGGUGCCUAUUGCACCAUCUUGGAGAAGGAGUCAUGUGCUGACAUAUUUGGCGAGAUGGACGUUAUGGCCGAUACACUCCCCGAUAUGGCUCGCAGGAUCAUCAAGGCGUCUGAGGCCCAAGCCUAG